Messenger RNA from Mucor mucedo, 2254 nucleotides. Its product is annotated as large subunit of biosynthetic type acetolactate synthase. The record is from RefSeq and is a predicted model, not a curated record. Gene Ontology annotation, biological process: L-valine biosynthetic process. Gene Ontology annotation, molecular function: thiamine pyrophosphate binding; magnesium ion binding; acetolactate synthase activity. NCBI's taxonomy places the organism in Eukaryota, Fungi, Mucoromycota, Mucoromycetes, Mucorales, Mucoraceae. Bases 112 to 2133 code for a protein of 673 amino acids. Gene Ontology annotation, cellular component: acetolactate synthase complex; mitochondrion. The transcript has 4 exons.
UUUUUUCUAUUUGUAUUUAAUAUCUCUUUUUCUCUUUAUUAAAAAAAUAAAAAAUAAAAAUUGACUUUUUUUUAUUACACUUGUAUUAAUUCUAACUUAUAAAAAGAGAUAAUGCUUGCAUCCGCCACCGCAAGAAAUACAACCAAGUUGUUCAGCAGAACUUCAAUGAAUCUGUAUCGCCACAGAGCUGUCAUUGGCUGUGCCGGUCUUCAUACCACACAUAAAUCCAAGAGCGCUUUAGCUUCAUCUGUAUCUCAUUCAGAUCGCUCUGCUGUCGCCUCAGAAAAAUCACCUAAAGUUGUUCAACCUCUUGUCAAGAAGCCUUCAGCGGUUGAAAUGGAUGAUUCUUUUGUCGGUAUGUCCGGUGGAGAAAUCUUUCACGAAAUGAUGUUAAGACAUGAUGUUAAACACGUCUUUGGUUAUCCUGGUGGCGCUAUCUUACCCGUCUUUGACGCUAUCCAUGAAUCAGAGUACUUUGACUUUAUCUUGCCUAGACACGAACAAGGUGCUGGUCACAUGGCUGAAGGUUAUGCCAAAGCAACUGGUAAGCCUGGUGUUGUUCUCGUCACUUCCGGUCCUGGUGCCACCAAUGUAGUUACCGCCAUGGCUGAUGCUUUAGCUGAUGGUAUCCCCCUUGUUGUUUUUACUGGUCAAGUUCCUACUUCUGCUAUCGGUACUGAUGCAUUCCAAGAAGCUGAUGUUGUGGGUAUUUCUCGUGGAUGUACAAAGUGGAAUGUGAUGGUCAAGGAUGUUGCUGAACUUCCUCGUCGUAUCAAUGAAGCUUUCACUAUUGCCACAAGUGGUCGACCCGGUCCUGUUCUUGUGGAUCUUCCCAAGGAUGUGACAGCCGCUGUGCUUAAGCGUUCUAUCCCUAUCAACACCAUGAUUCCCGCUCGUCCUUCUGCUAUUCCCAACACUGCCUUGACUGCUUUCACCGAAGAAGCUCGCUCUAAGCCUCACCCAGUCUUGUUACGUGCUGCUGAACUCAUCAAUAACGCAAAGCGACCCGUCAUCUAUGCUGGACAAGGUGUUGUAGGUCAUGUUGAUGGACCCAAAUUCUUGACGAUGCUUGCUAAUAACGGUAACAUUCCUGUCACUACCACAUUGCACGGUCUUGGUUCAUACGAUGAAUUGGAUCCCAAGUCCCUUCAUAUGUUGGGUAUGCACGGUUCUUGUUACGCUAAUUUGGCCAUGCAGAAUGCCGAUCUUAUUAUUGCUUUGGGUGCUCGUUUCGAUGAUCGUGUGACGGGUAGUGUAGCUCAUUUUGCUCCUGAGGCUGUCAAGGCAGCAGAGGAAAACCGUGGUGGUAUUCUUCAUUUUGAAAUCAUGCCCAAGAACAUUAACAAGGUUGUGGAUGCUACUGAAGCUAUUGAAGGUGAUGUGACUGAAAACUUGAAGAAGUUGGUGCCUCAUAUUAAAAGCUCACCUCGUACCGAAUGGUUUGAACAAAUCAAGACUUGGAAGAAGGACUAUCCUUUCUACUAUGAAAAGACAACUGAUGAUAAUGAAAUUUUGAAACCUCAACAAUUGAUUGAAGAACUCGACAAACAAACUGCUCAUAUGAAGGAAAAGGUCAUCAUUACAACUGGUGUUGGUCAACAUCAAAUGUGGGCUGCUCAAAUGUUUAGAUGGAGAGAGCCUCGUCAAUUCAUCACAUCUGGUGGUCUCGGUACUAUGGGUUACGGUCUUCCUUCUGCUAUUGGUGCCAAGGUAGCUAAGCCUGAUCAUGUUGUUGUAGAUAUUGAUGGUGAUGCUUCCUUCUCCAUGACAGCCAUGGAAUUAGCCACAGCUGCUGAAUUCAAUAUUGGUGUCAAGGUCUUGUUGCUGAAUAACUCUUUCCAAGGUAUGGUGAAGCAAUGGCAAGAUCUCUUUUACAAGGAACGUUAUUCUGGAACUGUCAUGAAGAAUCCCGAUUUUGUAAAACUUGCUGAAGCUAUGGGUGUCAAGGGUAUUCGUGUCACAAAGGCCUCUGAGGUGGAAGCCAAGAUGAAGGAGUUUUUGGAACAUGAUGGUCCUGUUAUCAUGGAUGCUGUUGUUUGUAAAAAAGAAGUCUUAUUCCCCAUGGUGCCUGGUGGAAAGCCUUUAAAUGAAUUCAUGGUUCAUCCUACUAUCGCUGCUCGCAACAAAAAGUAAAACAAAAACAAAAAAAAACUUCAUAUCCUUUUCAAUUCCUCGCACAUAUAUAUAUUUAUAAUUUCCCAGCAUUUCAGUAAAAGAUGUCUUUUUUUUAUCCUUUGUAAAAUAAACCCUAAAA